Messenger RNA from Camelina sativa (false flax), 1507 nucleotides. The record is from RefSeq and is a predicted model, not a curated record. NCBI's taxonomy places the organism in Eukaryota, Viridiplantae, Streptophyta, Magnoliopsida, Brassicales, Brassicaceae.
CGUAAUAUGAAUCCGAAUAAAUGACCAAACACAUCGCUGUUGCUAUAUAAGGAGCGUGACAGAAACAUCAAAAUGUCAGAUCCAAAACCGAAACCGAAUCCCAAGGAGUAUACUUGAGGUGGAAGUGGAACCAUGACUCAUAAGUUCUGGGAGACUCAACCUGUUGUGCAGUUGGAGGAUAUGGGAGACACGACUUUGCCUGAAGGCCCAAUUGAGCCACCAACUUUGGUAUCUGAGGUCAAGCAAGAGCCGUACAAUUUUCAUGAAGACUAUGAAUGGAUCACAUGUGAUAUGAAAUCUGAUGACAUGUGCUCAGAGGUCUACAACUUUUUCAAGGUUCACUAUGCUGAGAAACGUAACUUGAAGGUCCAUCCCUCGAAGGAGUGGCUGAUGUGGGCAUUGUGUCCACCUGGUUAUUACCAGAACUGGCAUGUUGGAGUCCGUGUCAAGGCCACUAAGAAGCUCGUUGCUUUCAUCAGUGGGGUGCCAGCAAGAAUCAGGGUGCGUGAUGAGGUUGUUAGCAUGGCUAAUAUAAAUUUCUUGUGUAUCGACAAGGAUCUCAGGUCUAGGAGACUUGCUCCUAUCCUGAUCAUGGAGGUGACUAGAAGGGUCCGCUUGAAGAAUAUAUGGCAAGCCGCUUAUCCCUCACGUGAUGUAGUCUCUAGACCAGUCACCACCUGCCAAUACUGGGGCAGAAUGUUGAACCCGAAGAAGCUAAUUGAUGUUGGAUAUGCAACCCUUGGUGAAAGAAUGACUAUGUCCAUGACCGUCAAACUUUACAAAGUACCAGAUGCACCGAGCACUCCUGGGUUUAGGGAAAUGGGACGAGGUGAUGUCCCUGCUGUUACAGAGUUGCUCAGGAAAUACCUUCGCCAGUUUGGAGUUGCGGCUUACUUUGAUUCAGAAGAUGUCCAGCACUGGUUUCUCCCGAGAAAAGAUGUCAUCCACACUUACUUGGUAGUAAGCCCUGAAACUUAUGAGGUCACGGACUUAUGCAGCUUCUACACUGUUCCUUGCACUAUCUCCGACCCUGCCUCUGGUAACCCGAAAAACACAACAGUUCAAUGUGCUUAUUCUUACUACAAUGUCGUGACACAGACCUCAUUUCCCAAGCUGAUGAAUGAUGCGCUAAUCGUCUCUAAGCAAAAAGGUGUCGAUAUUUUCUAUGCAUUGGACGUGAUGCAGAAUGCGAGUUGCUUUACAGAAUUGAAGUUUCGUCCAUCAGAGGGUGCUCUGCUUCACUACCAUCUCUAUAACUACCGUUUGGGAAGUCCAUUGAAGCCAUCAGAAGUUGGGCUUGUUCUCUGGUAAGCUUGAUCCCACUACUAUCUCUAUAACUACCGUUUGGGAAGUGCAUUGAAGCCAUCAAAAGUGAAGUCGGGCUUGCUCUAUGGUAAGCUUGAUCUAAUAUAUCUAUUAAAUAAUUGGCAUCUUAUAUUGUUAGAGCCUUUUUAUUUGUUUGCAUGUCUACAAAGUCAAAUUAAUGUUACUGCGUUUUUCCUCUCAA